CCCUCGAACGCAAAUACACACAAACAGAACUAAAAGAGUUUGAUCAGUUUGAUCUGAAAGGUUCAGAAAACAUGAAAGCUGUUCACUUGGUCCUUAUUAUUGGCCUCCUGGCUAUGGCAUCUUCUGGUGCCUUGGCUUUUGAUCCAAGCCCUCUUCAAGACUUUUGUGUUGCCAUCAACGAAACCAAGACUGGUGGUGUGUUUGUGAAUGGAAAAUUCUGCAAGGAUCCCAAGCUUGUCUCUGCCAAUGAUUUCUUCUACGGUGGAUUGAAACAAGGAGACACGUCUGGUUCGCUUGGCUCGGCAGUCACUCCAGUUGCUGUAAAUGAAAUACCAGGCCUCAAUACAAUGGGCAUAUCAUUAGCUCGUGUAGAUUUCGCUCCUAAAGGCUUGAACCCUCCACACACUCAUCCUCGGGGAACUGAAAUUCUUGUAGUCUUGGAGGGUACUCUUCUAGUGGGUUUUGUUACAUCUAACCCAGAGAAUCGUUUGUUUACAAAAGUGCUCUAUAAGGGAGAUGUAUUUGUGUUUCCAAUUGGUUUGAUUCACUUCCAACUCAACGUGGGUAAAACAAAUGCUGUUGCCAUUGCUGGUUUGAGCAGUCAGAAUCCUGGAGUCAUUACCAUUGCCAAUGCCGUGUUCAAAUCAAACCCUCCCAUUUCUGAUGAAAUUCUCUCCAAGGCCUUUCAAGUGGACAAGAGCAUAGUUGAUGCUAUUCAAAAAGGAUUAUAGAUAGAAAAUAAUUAAGAGAAAGCACUAGCUAGUCACUCACAUAUUAUAUAUAGUGGUAUCAUUGUUUUGAUCGUUUGUAAUAAUUUGUUUCUGGGUUUGCACUACUACAAUAGUGGAUGGAUCUUUGUUUCUUAUUUUUGAUGUUUAAAUAAAAUAAGCGAUGUAUACACACGUUACGUUAUACAUGCAGUCGUCAGCAGUGCAGUACAUUGAGGGCUAAA
Messenger RNA from Prosopis cineraria, 952 nucleotides. Its product is annotated as germin-like protein subfamily 1 member 7. Lineage: Eukaryota; Viridiplantae; Streptophyta; Magnoliopsida; Fabales; Fabaceae. Gene Ontology annotation, cellular component: cell wall. Gene Ontology annotation, molecular function: manganese ion binding. The transcript is spliced from 2 exons. The record is from RefSeq and is a predicted model, not a curated record. The coding region runs from base 72 to 731 and encodes 219 amino acids.